Molecule: messenger RNA, 1790 nt
Organism: Apis dorsata (giant honeybee)
Lineage: Eukaryota; Metazoa; Arthropoda; Insecta; Hymenoptera; Apidae
Product: vacuole membrane protein 1-like
Exons: 6
Coding region: 527-1759 (410 amino acids)
Source: RefSeq, a predicted model, not a curated record
AUGAUAAGACAUUUUUAUAGAUGUAGUUUGUACGUAUUCACACUUAUCAGUAUAUAUAGAAAGUUCUAUAGGUUAUAGUUCUAUAUGUAUAUAAAUGUAAACGUGUUACUGUAGUCGAAUUGACAAUUUGAUUAAAUUGAUUAAAAAUAUCAACUUUUUUAAGUGCACAUGCUAAUUAUCGAUCGUUUAAGAUACUACAAAGCAAUUAAUUUUUUAUUCAAAUGUAUGUUUUAUGAUGAUUUGAAUAAGACAUUUUCUUUUGACUCAGCACUUAGUCACAUUCAUAUUUUAAGGUUAAAAGUUUAACAGCUUUUUAUAAAGGAAAGUAGAUCGAAAGAUGAGUAUUAUCUCCAAUGUAAUUGUUACCAGUUUUGUACAGAAUUUUUUAUAUGGAUAACAGAAGCUUAAUGAAUUCUACAAUGAUGCCACUUUUAUGAAUUAUCACAAACAAUUUAAAGGCUUACUAAAACAUCACCUGCAAAUUUCAGGAAACAGAGCAAAUAUGAAUAAUCAGUGAGGAAGUAUCAUGUUGGAAAAUACCACUGCCAUUCGACGUGUGAAAGAUUCAAAACCUGUUAAUGGUGCUCAACAGAAUGUGGAAGAAAAAAAAUCUACACCAUUUUCAGGAGAUUUAAAUAAUUUGAAUACUGAAUUAUAUGUAGAUUCUGAACAUUUAACAUUAUGGCAACAUCCAAUUACUACAUUGAAUUAUUUUUUCCGGGAACUUUUUAGUAAUAUAGUUAGACUAGGAAAAAAGGCAUUACAUUAUAAAAAGACAGUAUGGAGCAUAAUUUCAAUAAUAAUAUUAUUUCUGAUAUUAAGCAGAAUUUCUGGUCCACAUCAACAGAUAUUAAAAGCAUGGGAAACAAAAGUGAUUUGGUGGUUAUAUUGGAUAGGUUUAGGUGUUCUUUCCAGUGUAGGUCUUGGAACAGGCUUACAUACUUUUGUACUCUAUUUAGGACCACAUAUAGCAGCUGUUACUAUGGCUGCAUAUGAAUGCGGUGCUCUUAAUUUUCCUGAACCACCAUAUCCUGAUCAAAUAAUAUGUCCCACAACAAUUGAUCCAAUGUGGACAGCAGGUAUAUUAAAUAUUAUGAGAAAAGUACGGGUAGAGGCUAUGCUUUGGGGUGCUGGUACUGCACUUGGUGAACUACCACCAUAUUUUAUGGCUAGAGCUGCUCGGACCAGUAGACAAAAUAAUAGGACAGAAGAAUUUGAUCAAGAAGAUUUAAAAGAAUUAGAAGCUUUAGAAGCUUUAGAAAAUGGUGAAAAUAUAUCAUUAUUAAUUCGGCUAAAAUUAACUAUGAAACACUUUGUACAAAAAGCGGGAUUUUGGGGAAUCCUUGCCUGUGCUUCAAUUCCUAAUCCAUUAUUUGAUCUUGCUGGUUUGACAUGUGGUCAUUAUUUAAUUCCUUUCUGGACAUUUUUUGGAGCUACACUUAUAGGGAAGGCGAUUAUAAAAAUGCAUAUUCAACAACUUGCAGUGAUUAUAGCUUUUAAUGAAGAACUUCUAGAUAAAUUUAUAAAAUUGCUUGCAAUUGUACCAUUUAUAGGUUCUAAAUUUCAAGAACCAUUGAAAAAAUACCUUAUUGAACAAAAAAAAAAGUUGCAUGACAAGACAUCAAUGGAUGGAGCAACAACAAUUUCAUGGUUGUUUGACAAAUUUGUAAUAUUGAUGGUAUGUUACUUUUUGGUAACAAUUAUUCAUGAAUUAGCAAGAAAUUAUCAUCGUAAGCGAAAUAAACGAUGUACUGAUUAAAAUUCAAUGAAUAUAGGGUGUAUAAUGUAAA